UAAGUAGUCGGCAUUCUUAUCGGUGGUGGUGGCCACUCGAGCCGAGAAUAAAUUGUUCACAGAGAAAUUUUCUCUAGAAAAUCUGCAAGAAAAUUUUCGAGCAAGAACCGGAGAGAUGUUUGGGUACACGGGCGUGAGUAACAAGGGUGGAGAAGUAGAUCUAGAAUCAGGGGAGACCCUGUACCCAGGUUUGAGCUAUGGCGAAAAUCAGCUUCGAUGGGGUUUCAUUCGUAAGGUUUACGGAAUCCUCGCGGCGCAGAUCGUGCUCACCACCAUCGUCUCCUCUGUCACCGUUUUGUACGCUCCGAUCAACGAUCUUCUCCGGGGAAAUUCUGGCCUUCUUUUGUUCCUUUGCUUCCUUCCCCUAUUCUUACUAUGGCCCAUGUACAUUUAUAGGCAGAAGCACCCUCUGAACCUCGUCUUCCUCGGACUUUUUACGACUACACUUAGCCUCACAGUUGGCGUUAGCUGUGCUAACACCGAUGGAAGGAUAGUGCUUGAAGCACUAAUUUUGACCUCAGCAGUAGUUUCUUCCUUAACCGGGUACACCUUCUGGGCCUCAAAGAAGGGCAAGGACUUCAGCUAUCUUGGACCAUUCUUGUUUACUUCCCUAAUGGUCCUCGUCCUUACCAGCUUCAUUCAGGCAUUCUUCCCUCUCGGUCCUACUUCCACUGCCGUUUACGGUGGAAUUGGAGCGAUAAUUUUCUCGGGGUACAUUAUAUAUGAUACAGACAAUCUGAUCAAGCGCUUCACAUAUGAUGAAUACAUAUGGGCUGCCAUAACUCUUUAUCUGGAUAUCCUGAACUUGUUCCUGACCAUUUUGCGGAUGCUGAGACAGGGAGACAAUUAGGUGGACAGAGUUUUCUCUACCUGAACUCAGGCUUCCAGCAUGCGGUUGCUUUAUUAUAUAAAUGCUUAAAAAUAACUGUUGGUGAAAUAGUACAUAAUACUCUGAACAACGUUCUUGUUUGCUUUUAGUUUUUAUUCUGACUGAAUGAAGUUUGAUAUUUUAGUUCAAUGUGUUCA
Molecule: messenger RNA, 1026 nt
Organism: Cucurbita maxima (winter squash)
Lineage: Eukaryota; Viridiplantae; Streptophyta; Magnoliopsida; Cucurbitales; Cucurbitaceae
Product: BI1-like protein
Exons: 4
Coding region: 116-850 (244 amino acids)
Cellular component (GO): membrane
Source: RefSeq, a predicted model, not a curated record